UCUAUGAGGUACUCGUAUUCGAUACACUCCUCAACUGUUUGUUUCUGUAAUCUGUGCCUCUGAUACUCUAAUGGCGACGAAGGAGUUGCAGAGCGUAGCGUUCGGUUCAAAAGAGGCGGCGGCUAUGGUGAAGGAGCUGAGGGAAAGUUAUGGCUCCGGUAAGACCAGAAGCUACGAGUGGAGAGUGUCGCAACUGAAGAACAUUGAGAAAAUGACGGAGUAUCAUGAACAGGAAAUCAUUGAGGCUCUUCGCUCCGACCUCUCCAAACCAGAAUUUGAAUCCUACAUUCAAGAGAUAGCGCUAUUGAAGAACUCGUGUACAUUGGCACUUAAAGAACUCAAGUCUUGGAUGAAGCCUGAAAAGGUUAAAUCUUCACCAGUCAUUUUUCCGUCGUCAGCCGAAAUAGUGCCCGAGCCUCUUGGUGUCGUACUAGUAAUUUCAGCAUGGAAUUAUCCUUUGUUGGUGGCCCUUGAUCCAGUUGUCGGAGCCAUUGCGGCCGGUAAUGCUGUGGUUGUAAAACCGUCGGAACUUGCUCCAGCCACAUCGUCAUUGCUUGCGAAACUAUUAGGAGACUACAUGGAUAACUCUUGUGUUAGAGUUGUUGAGGGGGCUGUUGCUGAAACAUCUGCACUAUUAGAGCAAAAGUGGGACAAAAUAUGUUACACAGGCAACCGAAGAGUGGGACGGAUAGUGAUGGCUAGCGCCGUGAAGCACCUUACACCAGUUCUUUUAGAGCUCGGAGGAAAAUGUCCAGCUGUGGUUGAUUCUGGCAUUGACUUACAAGUCGCAAGUAGGCGGAUUGUUGUAGGAAAGUGGGGAAGUAAUAAUGGACAGGCUUGCGUUGCACCUGAUUACAUGUUGACCACAAAAGAUUUUGCUCCUCAGUUGGUGGAGGCCCUAAAACGUGAAUUGGAUAACUUUUUCGGGAAGAAUCCACUUCAAUCGAAAGAUUUGUCUCGUAUUGUUAAUUCUAAUCACUAUGCUCGCUUGACAAAGCUCUUGGAUGAGGAGGACGUUUCCGGUAAGAUUGUCCAUGGAGGUGAAAGAGAUUUAAGCAACUUGAGGAUAGCUCCCACCAUCUUACUCGAUGUCCCACAAGACUCUCUGAUCAUGAAUGAGGAAAUAUUUGGUCCCUUGCUUCCCAUUGUCACGGUUGACAAGGUGGAAGACAGUUUUGAUUUGAUCAAAACAGGAACAAAGCCUCUUGCUGCAUAUUUGUUUACCAACAACAAGAAGCUGAAGGAUCAAUUUGUAAGGAGCGUCUCUGCAGGAGGUUUAGUUAUCAAUGACACUAUCGUACAUCUUGCUGUUGCAUCUUUGCCGUUUGGAGGAGUUGGGGAAAGUGGAAUGGGUGCAUACCAUGGGAAAUUCUCUUUCGAAGCUUUCAGCCAUAAGAAGGCGGUUAUUUAUCGAGGUUUUGCCGGAGAUAUUUCUGUGAGGUACCCUCCAUACACAAUGGGUAAGCUAAGUCUGAUUCUGAAGGCUAUGGUUAGUGGUGGUAGUAUUUGGGGCAUAAUCUGGGCCCUGAUGAUUUACAAAAUCCUCAAUACUUUUAAAUCACUUGCUCAUAAACUGAGAUCUACCAAAUCAGAGUGAUGGUUGACUUGAUUCGCCACUUCGCCGGACGGCCGGAAACAAAGGGUUUGAUCUUUCGUUGCCCCAUUAGAACAGGUCAGCCGGCCUUUUCCUUUUGGUUGCUGGUCGGUGGGAAUUUGUACGUGUAGCCAAUAUAUAGAAGUUUGAGGAAUUUAAGUGCCAAUGAAGUGAUGUAA
This is a messenger RNA of Rosa chinensis, 1773 nucleotides long. Its product is annotated as aldehyde dehydrogenase family 3 member H1. Lineage: Eukaryota; Viridiplantae; Streptophyta; Magnoliopsida; Rosales; Rosaceae. Gene Ontology annotation, molecular function: aldehyde dehydrogenase (NAD+) activity. The transcript is spliced from 10 exons. Gene Ontology annotation, biological process: aldehyde metabolic process. Gene Ontology annotation, cellular component: cytoplasm. The record is from RefSeq and is a predicted model, not a curated record. The coding region runs from base 71 to 1597 and encodes 508 amino acids.